Messenger RNA from Tarenaya hassleriana, 2244 nucleotides. RefSeq lists its product as uncharacterized. NCBI's taxonomy places the organism in Eukaryota, Viridiplantae, Streptophyta, Magnoliopsida, Brassicales, Cleomaceae. The coding region runs from base 157 to 2088 and encodes 643 amino acids. The transcript is spliced from 10 exons. The record is from RefSeq and is a predicted model, not a curated record.
AAGAUGCUCACUGAAAUUCAGACACUCUCUCUCACUCUCGUCAAAAAUGGCACAUCUUCCGCUUUCUUCUUCACCAUAAUUAACCAGUUCUUUACACGUCGCUCUCUCUCUCUCUAGACAAAAGCAGAGGGAGACCAUAAAGUUCGGAACUUGUUAAUGGCCGAGGAAAGACCCGACGAAGAGGAUCCCGAGAGCCGCGACACUCGGGUCUCGGACAUGAUCCUCGGUAGUUCUCCGGCUCUGUCGCCGCGCCUUGGUCCUACCCGGUUCUCUGUCUCCGUCGGCGACAAGCUCCGAGACGGUGGAUGGGAUUUCGGGUCGAUUUGGUAUGGGAUUUUUGGGGAUCCGAAUUCGAAGAAAUCGGUUAAGCGAGGGAAGAGGAAGAGAGCCCGGGCUUGGUACCGGAGGAGAACGGCUCAAACCGUUAUCGGCGUGAUCGCUUUGGUCGGAUUCUUCUUCUUUGUGAACUGGUUCAUGCUCUCCAGGCUUCAUGAUGGUCGGGUUUGGCUUCGGAGAGGAUUUUUGAAGAACCCUGGAGCAGGCUCUAACCGGGUUUCGGUCAAAGUGUCGGCGUCGGUUCAGAAGCAUGGUGAGCCCAAAAGGUCUGGGAAACUAAAGAGGAAAUACAAUGGAACCUAUGGAAGAAUGUUGGCUCUGGCUGUCCAUGCUUUGGUUGAGGGACAGAAUAAACCCGAGCCAAAAGAAUUAUGGCGGGAGCCCAAGGAACAAGCUGCUGCUUGGAAGCCGUGUGCUGAUCAACGUACCUGGGCACCCAAUGAUGGGAGAAAUGGAUAUAUUAUGGUAACUGCAAAUGGUGGGAUUACUCAACAAAGAGUCGCUGUUUGUAACAUUGUUGUUGUUGCCCGGUUACUUAAUGCAACCCUAGUUAUCCCCAAGUUCAUGUUCAGCGAUGUCUGGACGGAUGCUAGUCAGUUUGGAGAUAUCUAUCAGGAGGAACAUUUUAUUAAGUACCUCUCUCCCGACAUCCGAGUAGUAAAGCAACUACCAAAGGAGCUCCAGUCAUUGGAUCUUGAGGCAAGCGGCAGCGUUGUUACGGAUUCAGACAUCGUGAAAGAGGCGAAACCGAGCUUUUAUCUGAAACACAUUCUCCCUCAUCUGCUUAAGAACAGAGUUAUCCAUUUUGUUGGAUUCGGAAAUCGCUUGGCCUUUGACCCGAUUCCGUUUGAGUUGCAGAGGCUUCGGUGCAGGUGUAACUUUCACGCGCUAAAUUUCGUGCCUAAGAUACAAGAAACGGGUGCAUUGAUCGUGAGGAGAUUACGUGACAACGGGUCCCACCUCGCACCAGUGGACCCUUAUCUCGUCGGUCCAAAAUACGCUUCCUCGAUUUUGGACAAGAAGUCUGGUCCUGCCCGAAAAGCUUCUAGAUACCUCGCUCUUCAUUUGAGGUUUGAAAUCGAUAUGGUGGCUCAUUCUCUCUGUUACUUCGGCGGAGGCGAAACCGAGCAGAAAGAAUUGGAAGCUUACCGCGAAAAACACUUCGCUUCCCUCGCAGCUACAUCAAAGACGAAAAAGUUGCCUUCUCCUGAAGAGCUGAGAUCAGAAGGGCUUUGCCCAUUAACACCAGAGGAAGCCGUUCUUGUUCUUGCAGCUCUUGGCUUCAGCCGAAACACUCGUGUUUUCAUCGCGAGCGCAAAUAUAUACGGAGGGGCGAAAAGGAUACCUGCUUUGACGAGCUUGUACCCGAAUUUAGUCACCAAAGAGAAUUUGCUCUCCCCGAGCGAGCUUGAGCCCUUCCUGAACUAUACAUCUCAGCUAGCGGCGCUGGAUUUCAUCGGGUGUGCUGCAGCAGACGCCUUUGCGAUGACAGACUCGGGGAGCCAACUGUCGUCUCUGGUCUCGGGUUACCGUAUAUAUUACGGGGGAGGAAGAAUGCCGACCAUCAGACCGAACAAGAGAAGACUCUCAGACAUAUUCUUCAAGAACAACACGAUAGAGUGGAAAGUGUUCGAACAGAGGGUGAGGAAAGCGAUUAGGCAGACCAAACAUGUCUUCGCCAGACCAAAGGGACGAAGCGUUUAUCGUUACCCAAGAUGUAAAGAAUGUAUGUGCAACACCAUUCAAGAUUGAUCCUUUCACUCUCUGUUCUUUUUUGAUUAAGCCAUAAAAAAAACCUAUCAUGUAACUUUUUUUUUCAUCCCUUUGUUGGGUCUAUUGUAUUGAACAAUGUUCUUGUUUCUGUGAGGAUGUUGUCAUUUGGGUAUGAAGAUUUUGUUGGAGAGUGCA